Molecule: messenger RNA, 1695 nt
Organism: Urocitellus parryii (Arctic ground squirrel)
Lineage: Eukaryota; Metazoa; Chordata; Mammalia; Rodentia; Sciuridae
Gene: Glrx
Product: glutaredoxin
Cellular component (GO): mitochondrion
Molecular function (GO): glutathione disulfide oxidoreductase activity
Source: RefSeq, a predicted model, not a curated record
UCUGUUCCCCCAGAGAGUGACUUAAUUCUGAUCCCUGGUAAAGAACAGACACUCAUGAUGGAUCUCAGAGGAGAACAAAGACACCCUGGUCACAGCUACUAAUGCCUGAAAAGCAAGCAUGCAUUCAUGGGCACACUAACCAGUGAAUCCUACCGGGCUGAAAUGACUUUAGGACUGUCCCUUUAAAACUCAAGCUCACAAUCAGGCAAACUCCUCCUCCAGGGAGGUUCCUUAUUAAAAGGGAGCCAGCUGGCUGGGCCUCGGCUUAACACCCCGAGCAAUACCUGCAACCGAGGAUUCCUCCUGGGAGACUACAACCUGUCCACAUGGCUCAGGAGUUUGUGGACGGCAAAAUCCAGCCGGGGAAGGUCGUUGUGUUCAUCAAGCCCACCUGCCCCUUCUGCAGAAAGACCCAAGAGAUCCUCAGUCAACUGCCCUUCAAACAAGGGCUUCUGGAAUUUGUCGAUAUCACAGCCACGGGUGACACAAAUGAGAUACAAGAUUAUUUGCAACAGCUCACAGGCGCGAGAACGGUACCUCGGGUCUUUAUUGGUAAAGAUUGUAUAGGUGGAUGCAGUGAUCUAAUAACUAUGCAAGAGAACGGGGAACUGCUGACACGGCUGAAGCAGAUCGGAGCUCUGAAGUAAUUACAGUGGAGCAGACRGCCACACCAAUGUCCUCCUACAGAGCUGGAUGGCAGCACAGAAGAUGACAGUAUUUCCUGGUGGAUGGGAUUUUUUAGCACAAACGACUUUUUCUUCAUUUGCCUCCAUAUUAAAAAGUGGACCAACUUGUCCCUAACCACAGGGCCAAGAAGGUUGAUGGAUCUUCCCGGUUUUCUUCUAGAUUGGUCCUUUGGGUUCCAGAAAACCAUGACAAGUUCUGGUUUAGUAUUCACUUAUCCAAAAGAUAUAUAUUUUUUCUCCUUAGCUUGUGUUUCUUAUUAACCAUUCUGUGUGUGMCAGCAUGCCUCUACCUCCAAGCCAGUGUUUCUCAAUCAUAUUUAUCCAGAUGCUCCAAGGAUGAAUCUACAGUUGGUUUCCUGCCAUUUCCCAUCAGCUGAAAUUAUUUUGCUGAACAUGACUUUAUGCAAUUUGUAUCAUGAAACCCCUGGAUAUUUUGAGUCUGUUUUUUCAAACCUACCCCACCCCAUCUAACCUUGAGGGUCACUGCUUGGAGCCAUUGUUCUCACCUUGCCAUCUCACACAUCUCAUUGGAAACAUUCCACAAUUCUGAAAGGGCAUGAGCACCCAAUUUGAGAACCUGUGAGAAAAAUUUGAGCACAGGGUUGGUCUUCACCAGGGUCAUGUGGAUAGAGGCAGCAGGGCAAGAGGCAAACAUGUGGCAACACUUAGAUAAGAUGGUUCCAGAUCACCCUGAAUAGCUGUGUAUCAUUGGAUUUAGAUUCCAGCAAAAUUAAAAUAUAAGAUGUAAAACAUUAGCAUAGAAAACUUAUAUCCCAAAUUUGUCCCAAGAAAUCCCAAGAGUAUGUCUGAAAGGAGCUAAAUUUUGAGAAACACUGUCCUAAAUAACACACACACGCACGCACACACAAGUUGGAAAUUUAAGGCUCCCUUACUGUGAAGUUUGUCUCUAGAAUUGUAAGAUUGUUAAUUUCCUUCUGUGGUAACUAGUGGUAAUGGUUAAUUUCUUUUCUAAUAAAGAUGUACAUACAGCUAUCUCAUGGUUUUUAUA